This is a messenger RNA of Neurospora tetrasperma FGSC 2508, 723 nucleotides long. RefSeq lists its product as uncharacterized. The record is from RefSeq and is a predicted model, not a curated record. Lineage: Eukaryota; Fungi; Ascomycota; Sordariomycetes; Sordariales; Sordariaceae. The transcript has a single exon. Bases 1 to 672 code for a protein of 223 amino acids.
AUGUAUAGCCUCCUCAGGCCAGCAGCAGCAGCGCGCAGAUUUUCAACGCGAUCCCUCCCCUCCCAGAUCAGCACUUCCAUCAGCAGCACCCAGAGAGUACCAGUGCCAUCAGUACCUAUUACCCAGACUCUCAGCUCAAGGCUCUUUCAUACUUCCAGAGCGCAAAAAAAGAUGGAUACCACUUCUACUUCCUCAAAAGCGGACCCCGCAACGGGCUGCUCAUCAAGCACGUCACCCGUCCCCGGCAUCACCUCAUCCACCACCAACCCUACGGCCUCCGUCGCUGAUGACACUACCACCACUUCCACCCCCCACCGACCAACCCAAUUCGGUCCAGAAGAAGUGAACGACGACCCCCUCGCCGACCCCCUCUCUGUAGAGCACCAAAAGCUCGAAAACAACAAUAACCCCCUCCCUUUACCUUCUCCAGAGACCGCCACCCCCGUUUCCCCAGAUCAACAACCAAAGGUAGUCACGGUCAACGGACAAGCUGUUGCCUUGGAUAAUCUGGGCCCAAUGGUGGUGCACAAAGAUGGAACGAUUUCGCGCAUUGCGAAUUGGCCCGAGAUGACGGAGAUUGAAAGGGAGAAUACCCUGAGGAUUUUGGGCAAGAGGAAUCAGUUGCGGUUGACAAAUUUGCGGGAGGGGAGGGUGAAUGGGGAGGGGAUGUAAUUGUGUAUGAAUUUGUGUAAAAGGGUUUAGGGAAGAGAAACAGAUGGGAUG